AUCAGUGAAAGACACCCCACAUUGGCGAAACUACUGAUAAACACGUGAAAAAUGUAUGUAAUGUUGCUAUGCCUUAAUUUGAUGUAAGUCGUUUUUAAGCAAAAACAUCGUCUACGUUGUAAAGGAUUAAAGACGUGUCGUUUUAAUGCAGAACAAUGUUUUUAUUGUCAUAUGUUUAUUUCAUUCACACAGUCCAUGCGCAGUGUUUAUAACAGAAAGCUGACAGCUUCAGUAGCGUUCGAUAGACAGUUGUGCAACCCGCUGACCUUCGUUUCUGUUUGGAUUUAUUUGCAAGCAUUCAGGUCAGUGCCACUGCAAAACUUUGGCAUAUGUGUUGGAGUAUGCUAAAGAUAUGAAUAUACUGGAGUGAUAAAACAGACAUCAUGACAGCGGAGGCCGUGUCCUCAGGAGGUCAGACUCAGAUCCCAGCCCCUGUUCAGAAGGACUACUACUACUUUUUCCGCUCUUUCGUAGCAGGAGGUGUUGCAGGUUGCUGUGCCAAGGCCACCAUAGCGCCUCUGGAUAGAGUGAAAAUUUUACUACAAGCUCAAAAUCCUCAUUACAAUCACCUUGGAGUGUUUGCCACACUUAAGGCUGUGCCAAAAAAGGAGGGUUUCCUUGGACUAUACAAAGGAAAUGGGGCUAUGAUGAUCAGGAUUUUUCCAUAUGGAGCCAUUCAGUUUAUGGCUUUUGAUAGCUAUAAAAAGUUCCUUAGCACACAACUUGGAAUAUCUGGUCACAUUCACCGGCUUAUGGCAGGAUCUAUGGCAGGAAUGACUGCAGUUAUUUGCACUUAUCCACUUGAUGUGAUCCGAGCUCGCUUGGCAUUUCAAGUUACAGGAGAGCAUCGAUACACUGGCAUACGAAAUGCCUUCCAGACUAUUUACCUUAAGGAAGGAGGAAUCUCUGGGUUCUACCGUGGUCUGACCCCCACGAUAAUUGGCAUGGCUCCAUAUGCAGGAUUUUCUUUUUUCACGUUUGGUACAUUGAAAACUCUGGGACUUACUCACUUUCCAGAACUCCUAGGCAAGCCGUCUCUUGACAACGCUGAUGUUUUAGUGCUGAAGACUCACGUCAAUCUGUUGUGUGGUGGAAUUGCAGGAGCGAUUGCUCAAACUAUAUCAUAUCCACUAGAUGUUGCCCGGAGGAGAAUGCAGUUAGGUACAUCACUUCCUGAUUAUGACAAAUGCUUGAGCCUCAAAAAAACUCUCAAGCAUGUGUACACCCAGUACGGCAUCAAGAACGGACUGUAUCGUGGCCUGUCCCUCAACUACAUCCGCUGUAUACCUUCACAAGCAGUUGCCUUCACCACAUAUGAAUUCAUGAAGCAAAUUCUUCAUCUAAACUAGAACAAUAGUGACUGGGCCUUAAAGGAACAAGUUGACAUGACCCCUGCCAGCAUCAUGGCAGCAGUGGGUGCCAUUCCAAUAAUGGGUUCUCAGAAACACACACACUGAUGGCAGUUCUGUGGCUUUGCACUCCCCGUCAACAGUCACUAUGGAUGCAGAGGACGAAAGCAUCACUGGUCAUGGCAUGGAAACCAAAGUAAACCUAAGCAACUUCUGCAUCAGUUAAACCAUAUAGCUAAUAACAGAAGAGAAAAUUACAAUUAACAAUAUGCCUUAACCUAUCCACCUGUCUCUAACUUAUAUCAGUAAUGUAAGCAAAACAAAUAAUGCACCAAAGGUUUUGUGGCUGUGUUUCAAUAGAUGUAUCAGAAUGCUUUUAGAUACAGUAUAACUGAUGAAAAUGUUUUUUGGUCAGAAUCUAAAGAGAUGGAACGUAAUAUUUCUUUGCUAAACUUGAUUUGUAUAUAGCAUAUAUUUCAUCAAAUCUGGGUCACUUCACCUCAAGUCUUACAGGCUAAUAUUCACUUAGUGAUUUAUAUGUAGCAUAUAUUUCAUCAAAUCAAAGAGUGUAUUUGAAGCCUAUGCAUUAUUAAGUAAUAUUUGCAUGCCAAGGUUACUGUGGCUCAAGGCUAAUGUUUGAUCAAUGCCUUACUGUACAGAUUAAUCCAUGAUAAUCACAAUCUCCAUUUUGGAAGAAAGCAACAUCAAAAACAAGUGAAAAUGUGUGUGGUGAGGAGCAGAUCACAGGCGAUUUGUUUAUGUAAAUUAUUAAUUGCAGAUGUUAAAUAAUUCAGUCUUUCCUCAGUUUUGAAUCUUUUAUUGGAGUAGCAUAUCAAAUUAACUUCAUGCUAUUACACUUUUACCAGCUCAAAUGUCAUCUAGCAAGUUUCUUAAUUCCCAAUCGUUGAUACCUUAUUUUUGUAAGGAAAUAAGCACUCUUCAAACUGUUGCACUCUUCUCCUCUCUGUUCUCAGUUUUCUUUGUUGCCAUGUGUUUGCGGUGAAAUAGUCAACUGGCCAUGAACUUUUUGGUACAAGAUGGACGUUGCUGCAUAUGUUUCCAAAAGAUGAAAGGGAACAUACAGUAUAUUAGUGAAUAUAUAAGAGAUAAGAGAGCCAGUGAUAAUUUUUUAGUACAGUCAACAGAUAUUGGAGGAUAUUGUUUUAUAAGUGAUAAAAUAUCAUCUCUAUGUUAAUGAUUAUUGACAGUCAUGAUUUAUCACAUUUUAGGUUUAUUUGCACAAAAUUCCAGAGCUAAAUCACUAAAAUGUGUUGUAUGUCUUAACUUUUUUUCUGAGGAGGAAGUUUAUGAUGCUGCUUUGAGUUUUUUUUUUUAUUUUGAAAGGCAUUUUAUCACUAUUAUUUAUUUGCAUUCUGACAAUGUGUUUGUUUCAGAUUAAAUGGUUAAUAAGCAUUGAACUUAUGAACAAUGAAUGUAUGCCUGUUUUGUACAUGUGAUUGUGAUGUGGUUAAUUUGUAUGUAUGUUUACAUGACCAUAAAUGAAAUGUGAAACCAAUUCUUUGGCCAAUAGUAUUUUAUAAUCCUAUUCCAUUCUGCUUCAUUUGUUAUCCAGUGGGAUUUUCCAAACAUCCCCUAAUCAUUGAAAUGCAUUCAGUAUGAUACCUCCCACCCACCUAUUUGCAUUUAUUUCCUUUUGAGUUUGUAAGGUACUGUUGUUCAAUAGCAUGCCUUAUUUGACUGGAAAAUAUGUUAUAAACAAAACUCUGGUUAUAGUGUAUGUCAUAGUCAUCAAUGUUACUAAGUCAUAAGAAAAGAAGAGAUGUGGUCAUUUUUCA
Messenger RNA from Myxocyprinus asiaticus (Chinese sucker), 3145 nucleotides. Its product is annotated as solute carrier family 25 member 16-like. Lineage: Eukaryota; Metazoa; Chordata; Actinopteri; Cypriniformes; Catostomidae. The transcript is spliced from 10 exons. Gene Ontology annotation, biological process: transmembrane transport. Bases 384 to 1349 code for a protein of 321 amino acids. The record is from RefSeq and is a predicted model, not a curated record. Gene Ontology annotation, cellular component: mitochondrial inner membrane.